Molecule: messenger RNA, 9996 nt
Organism: Porites lobata
Lineage: Eukaryota; Metazoa; Cnidaria; Anthozoa; Scleractinia; Poritidae
Source: the annotation of a GenBank genome assembly
CGCGUCUGUAGAGAGAGGUCGGACGCCAAACGGUCCGGGGACUGCAAAACGGAGCUAAUCUCAGUAGAUAUCAACAUUAUUCACUAUCAUGGUUCGAGCCAUUACUAGUCAAUCACCUAAGGAUAAAAGAAAGUCGUCUACACCACACAAACGCAGUAAACCUUCCUCCGAAGUAAUUUAUAGUAGUCCGAAAAGACCUGGAUCGAGAGCAUCCACUUCGACUCAGAGUGAUGCGCACACGAGAAGUAAGUGGUUUAUCUGUUAAAUUAAUAUUGUACUAAUAUAUUGAGUGAAUCAAGUGCGCUCUACAGAUAAAUGUAAUUAGUUCCUUGCCUUUGUAUGCUACUUUCAAAAGACCGACCUCCAGUUACUGUGAUAAAAAUCUCCUAAGUUAAUACAAUAAUUAAUAUAUUGUUUGAUAUGAAUAAAAAAGCUUAAGUUUUACUCUUUGGACCUGCGAUCGAUAAUUUUGAGCAAAACGAUUUGAGUUUGUUGCGUAUUUAAUAUUUUUAUCUGAAUUUUCUUUUUUAUGAUAAUGCAAGUUGAGCCUAAAUGUUCUUUAUCACGUCAAACGUUUACAAACUUGAGUCACCUAGUCUAUUGGUUUUGGCGGGAAGUCCCUUGUUUUCCUACAGGUACUUGUGUCAGAGCAGUAAUAUUUUUGCUUAUCAUUAUUGUUUCUGUUACUUAAACAUUUGAUUUUUUUUUCAUGAAUUUGAAAAAAACUUAUACAGUAUAAGUAAACCGCAGCUUAUGAUCUUACAACUUCAUGCCGAUAUAUAUAAACUUGUGUGUGCCCCCAAUUUUGGGGUUAUCAAGUACGGUAUUCAUAUAUUCAGGCUAUUGUUCUUGUCAUUGUGGAUUACCUUCCAAAGAAACCACGAGCGCACUUCGUUGGAGUUAGGUGUGAUAUCUGUCUUUUGUUUCAAAUUUUGUUAAUGCCCAUUGAUACUUGAUGAGUAUUAAAUUUCUCCAUUAAAUACUCGGACUUGUCUGUUAAAUUUGCGGCAUUUGUGGGAAUGCUUACAGGUCUUAGAAAGCGAGGCGGCAAGUCUGGUUGUGGUAACAUAUUUCGGUCAUGCACCCUAUUACAAAGUAAAUAAGCCUGAUGAAUUUGAAGUUGAUUAAAGCUUGAUUCUUGAUUCUUUCAAAGACUCAAAUCAGUGUUUUCAAUUUUACAGUUAAGGUGAUUCCCUUGUUUUGCCUGUGCAUCUCUUACUGUGCAUAACAAGAUGGCCGCCGUAAAACAGAGCAUGUGAAGUAACAUUAUUAAAAUGAAGUUGACUGAAGAGAAACGCUAUUGGAAUUUUUGCUUGCGGUUGUUUCUUGCCGAGGUGAGACUCAAUGUGUUGGGAAUGUGCAUAACGUAGGCAGUACGCGUGUUGCUGAGUUCGACUUCCUCACGAAGAAUCUCGAUAGUGGAUGUUUAACUUGUGCUUACUCAAUUUGAUUUUUAUUUAAACGCUUUCUUUAUCACAUUGCAUCCUAAAUGUGAUAUCUCGAUGUAAAUUCUGUAAAACAGAUUUUUUAAUACUUUCUUCCCCUUUUCAAAUACAUUCUAUUUUGAAACUUGUCCCAGUCCUCUCUCAAAACUCGGAGAAAAUGCAUUUGGUGCGCACUUUCUGCAGCUCUACCGCAAAAACGAGUACGGUGACCCCCAUUUUUUAUUUCAUGAUUUUAAUAAGGACAGUGCUUCCUUUCGAUGAGAAAAAAAUUGGCACAAAUCUAUGUUCAGUUUUUUGGCAAUUUUACUAAAUUGUACGGAUUGAGCUAUCACGGGUCGAAUAGCGCGUGUCCAAUUCAAUUCUACUUUGGAGCGUAAAAUAAAAACAGGAGCAUUAAAAGGCAUUUUUCUGGUAUGUAAGUGGAUAAACAAUACAAUAAAGUCAAAUUCUGUGCGAUACCACAUGCAUCAUCGAAAAAAUCUCUCGUUUUUGUCUAGUUUUGGGCUGCGCGCGGUUUUUGACAAAGGGUCCAAAAUAGCCGUAUUUCUCAGCAUUGUGACGUCAAAACGAGCACGGUGACCCCCACUUUUUAUUACUUUUUUAUCAUUAUCUUGACUUGUUACAUCAGUGUACCAAGUUUCAUCUACAAUCUAUGUUAGGUUCUUUUACUAGGGAAUCACCUUAAGUGGUUUACUUGUUUAAGUGGCUUGUGAGAUCAUCUCAGUUUCGUGUAAGCACAACCUGUGACAAUAGAAAGAUGCACAGGAAACAAUAACAGAUUCCCAUUUUUGGAUAUUUUAGGGUACUGAAAGAAUACCCACAAAAAUCCCAAAUUUGGAAGAGGGAGACAAGUCCCAACCAGGGAACUUGGUUGGGAAUUCCUGGGUUGGGACUUGUCUCACUUUGCCAAAUUUGGGAUUUUUGUGGGUAUAUUCUUUAAAUACCCUAAAAUAUCCAAUAUUGGGAAUCUGCUAUUUUUUCCUGUGAUGUAGGUUGAGUUUGAUCGUCCGGGUGAACAUAGUCCUGAAUAGGACUGUUGUUGUUGACAGUGACUGAUGUUUUGACAACCUGUGCGGUAGUCAUCUUCAGAGUCAAAGUGAGUUGUAUCACGUCAGUUGAUGGUAUUAUGCGCUGGUUAUUGAUCUGAUUGGUCAAUUAUGUCAUGAUGUUAUUGGCUAUGAAGACUCAGUAAUCAGUAAUAAUAUUGGUGCGUUUCAAUCCGUCUGUUGUCACAGUUAAACAGUCGUCUAUUGUUAGUUAAAUUGUCAGUUCUCCAGUUGUUCUCUUGUAGUUAGUUUUGCUUGAUCUCGUCAAUAAGUCUUUUGUACAGUGCUGGUAACUGUUGGCUAUGAUUCAGUGGCGUUUGUCCUAAGUUAGGAAACCAGCUUUCUAAAGUAAGACGUUGAUGGAGAGAUUCUUACUCGUUAGCUCAUUAAGUUUGUGACUUUUGCUUGCAAACACACUCUCUACUUUAUGAAUUGUUCCGUUUUCAGUAACCUUUUUGGCAAGGCUGCCACAUUUUGUAGCUUCUUGCACAUCAGCGCUGGUAAAAUUGACACAGAAAUCAAGUAAUUUGUCCGCAUGAAGAGCGAGUUCGCCGUCUUGUUUUACACCACUUACUUUGGACGAAGGAGCAGGUAAAACUGAGUCAGUCUGCGUGGCAAUAGUUUGCACAUGAAAGUGAAGAAUGAUCAUCGCAGUAAAUGUUCCAAUUUAAGCAAUUGGAAAGAAGAAGCCUGAAAAAAAAAAAAAAUCAGGGCUUCAACGGGAUUCGAACCCGUGACCUCCGCGUUGCCGGUGCGUUGCUCUACCAACUGAGCUAUGAAGCCACACAUUGGGAGCCAGGUCAAUUUAUUGAGUUCAUAUCUCCCGUGAGGAGUGAAAUGAUGUGAAGUAUAUGAAAUAAUUCAUUUUUGAACUGCGGUUGUAGAUGAAAGUGAAGAAUGAUCAUCGCAGUAAAUGUUCCAAUUUAAGCAAUUGGAAAGAAGAAGCCUGAAAAAAAUCAGAGUUUCAACGGGAUUCGAACCCGUGACCUCCGCUGCGGUGCGUUGCUCUACCAACUGAGCUAUGAAGCCACACAUUGGGAGCAAGGUCAAUUUAUUGAGUUCAUAUCUCCCGUGAGGAGUGAAAUGAUGUGAAGUAUAUGAAAUAAUUCAUUUUUGAACUGCGGUUGUAGAUGAAAGUGAAGAAUGAUCAUCGCAGUAAAUGUUCCAAUUUAAGCAAUUGGAAAGAAGAAGCCUGAAAAAAAUCAGAGUUUCAACGGGAUUCGAACCCGUGACCUCCGCGUUGCCGGUGCGUUGCUCUACCAACUGAGCUAUGAAGCCACACAUUGGGAGCAAGGUCAAUUUAUUGAGUUCAUAUCUCCCGUGAGGAGUGAAAUGAUGUGAAGUAUAUGAAAUAAUUCAUUUUUGAACUGCGGUUGUAGAUGAAAGUGAAGAAUGAUCAUCGCAGUAAAUUUUCCAAUUUAAGCAAUUGGAAAGAAGAAGCCUGAAAAAAAAAAAAAAUCAGGGCUUCAACGGGAUUCGAACCCGUGACCUCCGCGUUGCCGGUGCGUUUCUCUACCAUCUGAGCUAUGAAGCCACACAUUGGGAGCGAGGUCAAUUUAUUGAGUUCAUAUCUCCCGUGAGGAGUGAAAUGAUCUGAAGUAUAUGAAAUAAUUCAUUUUUGAACUGCGGUUGUAGAUGAAAGUGAAGAAUGAUCAUCGCAGUAAAUGUUGGACAUGAGCGGGUUGCUUGAAACUAAUUUCAACUUGGCAAGCAAAAUCCUUUUUCGACGGAAUGGACCAGCGCGCCUUAGAAAUUUCCAAGCAAUGUCUUUUCCUCUUCAGUACCUUUCGGCCCGUCAUGUUUUCAUGUUGUUUUUUUUGUUGUUUCCGUUUUGUUUUGGUCUUUUUUCAGCUUUGUCAGUUUGUUUUGUUUUUCUUUUCCUUUUGUUUACUUUUCCAUAUUUUCAAACCCGGGGUGACAUGCUUCAUUGUUUGAAAGUAGCAAUUUGGCAAAAUGUUUCAAAUUUGCCGGGCGUCGCACACUUAUGAUUUGCUGCACGUGGCGUUGGCUAAAAAUAAUGACGCCAUUGACCGGAAGUGAAAUUGCACGUCCUUAGCAACGCGUGAGAUCACGCGACAGAUAGGUCACUGGGCCCUUAAUUUAUUAACUUUAAUACUAAAGUGUAAAUGUGGAUAUUUUUUUGUUAUUUUAAAGCUUAUGUCAGAUGUUAGGAAAUGUUUUUAUAAGUGCGUAAUAAAUGUUAUUAUUAUUAUUAUUCAGUCAAAAUAUUUCUCUGUUUCUUACUGGCUAAAAUCCCACGCAUAAUUCAUCAUAACCAGCUGUUGUCGACCAAAUUUGGAAGAAUUUUGUGAUUUGUGAACUGAUGACAUCGAUCGGGCAGCAAAAUUGCCAGAUUAUUGAACGGAUAACCGAGAAGACUUGGGGACGAGGUUGAGUUGUUUUGGUUAGUGAGUACAAAAUGUUGGAACAUUUCACUUGUUUCACAAGGAAUAAAUAGGCAAAAUAUCAUCUAAAAAUGCUAUUGUCUAAAAGCAAGAACAUCAAGAAGACAACUCGAUGGACGAGUCAACAUCUGCUAUUUGGAGAAUACACACUGUAUUAAUUUUGUAGAACUGAAGAACCCUUUAUCUCCUAAACUUGGCUAUAAACAUGCACUAUCAAAGAUGAACUUAACAUCAAUGGAGGUAAGCAUGUUUUAGGUUAUUUUCAAACUAGGAAUUAAUUUAAAUGAAAAAUAAUACUAAACAAUUAUUGAAUUCGGCUUUCCUAUCAUCUGAAGAGUUAUCGAGAUCUCAGAGGGUGUUAUCUGCCUCUGUGGAUAACACCCUCCUCUAUUUCCAUAAUUCUCAUCAGGCAAUUGCCUGAUGAGUGUGGUCGCCUUAAGACCAUACAAAACAAGGUGUAGCAAUAAACUGAUGUAUAACCUCUGAUGCCUGGAACUAGUUUUUAAUUGCAUUAUUUAUUGCUCCUGCAGAGUUGAGCAUUCUUGAAGAGUUAUUCUAACCAGUUCAGAAAAUAUAAAAGCUAUUAUUAUAUGUGUUGUAUUUAAUUUUUUAUUUCAGGUAAUUUUUGUUUUUCUUUUGUUUUAGGGUAUGGUAAUGUAUUCUAAUGAAGACAGUUGAAAUAAUGGAAAAACAAAAAUUACCAAAGAUGAAAAAUUAACUUCAACAUAUGUCAGUGUGAUCAUGCAUGUAAAUGUAUUGUCUGAUAUGUUUUUUGCUAGAAAAGAGAAGAUAUCGACCAGGAACAAGAGCGCUUAUGGAAAUAAGACACUACCAAAAAACAACUCAUCUUUUACUGAGAAAAGCUCCAUUUAUGAGAGUGGUAAGCUUGGUUUUAGUCAGAAAGUUUAGUGAAAAUUAUGAUUUCCCUUUAACCUAAUGUCAUUAAUUUUUGUCUUUAAGUGAAGACAAUGAGCUGGAAGAAUUUUAAUAAUUUUGUAAUGUUUAUUCUUCACUACCUACUUUACCCCCAAAAAGUAGAGUAUAAAUAUACUUCAAGUAUCAAGUAAUGAUUCAAGAGAAAACAAAGAGGACAUAAAUUUUGCUUUUAGUCUGCUCAUCUUUAGAUCCAUCUCUUUGCAUGAGAAUUUUAUAAAAUUAUUAUAAGACUAUAUUAUUGGUAAUUUUUUUCUGUUGUUGUUGUUUUUUGUUUUAAAAGGUUAGAGAAAUAGCUGACAAGUUUUACUAUGGGGAAGAAUUAAGAUGGCAAGUACCAGCUUUAAUGGCUCUUCAAGAGGUGGUAAUUUAUUUUAAAGUGUCUCUGUACUAUGAAUUUUACGUAAAUUGGGUUAUGUCUGCAGUAGGUGCUAAGUUUUCGGUUAUGAUUUUACUAUAAAUAUUUUUAGAAUGUAAGGAUUAAUGAAAGAUAAAUAUCCCUUUUUGCUUGUGCAGGAGAUAAAUUACCUCAUUUUCGAUAGAUUUGAUGAAGAAAUCUCUUAUCUAAUUAGUCUCGCUUGCGUAAGCAGCGAAACUCAUAAUCUGCAAGUGGUUUUUACUGGUAUUUAGGACACAAAAGGGUGGUUGGGGUCCCAGGCGUUCGUAGCAGAGACCGUGAAAACUGAGAAUAAGAAUCGUUGCGUGACUGAAGCCACGCAUAUUUUGCGAAGAAACUUUAGGAAAGGUUACUAAAUGCGAGCUUUUCAUUUCUUAGCUUUUUUUAGAGCUUUUCCGGAACAGGUUGGUCCACGAAUUCUAUCGCUUGAAAGAGUUGAUAACUUUGGAACAAGUGAACACUUCAGUGGUCAAAGAAAAGAAGAAUCUUAAUUAGCAAAGGCUAACUGGUUGGGUGUUGUAAACCUUUGUUGCAUGGAAAUGGGUCUUCUGAUGAACAUGCAGUUUAUUUUCGGCGAUGAUUGGAAUUACGUGCUGUGUUCUCAUCAUGUUUUUGAUCUCUGGCAAUGAUGUAAUUUGUCUUGAAUCGAGGCCCUUGAAUUUUUGUGUAAUUAUACACGCGUAUAGCCUGCAAUCACAGACGUAUCUCCGGUCGUCGCUAACACACGUACUAAAUCAAUUCAGAAACAAAUUGUUGAAGACGAUAUAAAAAGUGAAAAACCUGAAGAAUACUCAACUGUCGGUAAAGUAGGAAGUGAAAAACUUUUAGCGAGUAAAUCCUGUUUUGUCUAGAAUUACAUGUAAUCACCUUCUCAUUCAGGAUCCUCAUUUCUUACCAAAUCUCCAAGCAAGCGAGACUUAAUGUCGAUAUUAAAAGUGUUCUUGUUAUUGUUAGUUCACAACUAUUUUAGAUAGAUGUUUUAAGAAACUUUUGAAUGCCCUUCCUAUCAGUGUCUGAGAGAUUUAGAUCAUUUUCACAUGACAUCAUGAUCAUGGUGGCCAUAUUGGUAGUCCAUAACAAUGAAGCGGCAACCGACCCCACGGCAAUCUUGUUGUUGUUCCAAACCAAUCCUGCAGGAGUCGAACUCUUUCAUAUCUAAAUGCUUCUGUUUCAACAAAUGUGUGUAGAUACUGGCCGCAUGAGUGAAAAUACUCUAUAGUGCUCUAACUGGAAAAAUGCUUCUAUAAGUAAUGUAUGGAGGUUCUACUGUAUAGUGAUAAUCAUUUAGGAUUAAAUUGAAGGGCUUCAUGAAAGUGAUAUCACAGGGUCCAGAGGAGAUGUGUUUGUCGUUAGAACAUCAAAGCCCGUCGAAAACCUCCGAAAAAAUGGGUCAUUUUGAUCGCGUUACAGUUUCCUUACACGUUCUAUAGACCGCAAACCAAGAGACUGAGGGCUCGCAAGAUCGGCUUACAGUAUAAAAUACGGAAAGUCCUUUCUUUUACUCGGCACUUCGUGCCUCGGUCGCCCUUCGGGCGACGUGCCGUGCGCCGGCGAGGAUAUGGCUUGCGGUCAUCGAUUUUCAAAAGUCGAUCAUCGUUUACAGCAGAUUUAUAAAGAUGCCAUUGGGCUAAUUAAUUGUGCUAAGCGACACUGGUAUAGACAUUUUUCAAGGUUAGACUUUAGGUAUAAGUAAAUAUAUAAGUAAGUUAUAAGUAAUUCAUUUAUUCACACGAAACUCUUCUGGACUCUGUGGUGAUAUGUCCAGGAUUGAACUCUGUCGCAAAAAUUUGCUAGCAACUAUUUAUAGCAAUUUUAGCAAGAAGUGAUUCACAAGAAAAUGUUGUCAGACACUUGCUUGCAAAUAUCGCAAAGUAGCGAGAAUAACAAAUUUGGCAAAGAAGUUACUGGCAAAUUAUUGUGACAAUAUGUAAUCCUGCGUAUAAGGGCCAUGAAAAAAACUCCCCUCCAAGAAGAAAAUGAGGGGCAUGGAGCCUGUCAAUAUUAUUAUUAAAAAAAUGCAAUAUUUAGUAUAUUACAUAUUAGUUUAGGAACGUAGCUCAUGCCCAUUUUUCUUUUUCAGGCAGCGGAAGCAUUUCUUGUGCGACUGUUUGAGGAUGCGUACCAUUCUUAAUUUAUACUAUAGUCACACCUUGGUUACAAAUACACUUUGCACUUUAAAUUGCAGUUACAUGUAGAUUUGCUACCUCUGAUUUUUUGCGGAAAAAAUACUUACCAUAUCCCUCAGAAAAAAAGUGUCAUUUUAUUUGUAGGUUAUAUUAUACCCUGGGUGCCAGAGUUUUUUUCUUACCUAAUUCCUGACAGUUUGCAGUGACAAGGCACAAGGUGCUAAGAAAAAGCUUUAACAAACCGUGAGUGUGGUAAAUCUCAUCCUAGGUUUUUAGCGAACGGACCUCUGUAGAAAGUUAUAUUAUAUUUUAUAUAUAAUUGUGGAAAAAGGGUGCUUUUAGAGUAUUAAACAAGGAGCUUAAGCCAAUGGUUUGUUUUGAAAAUUAGAAAGUUAUGCACGGGUAAUUUAACUCAUUGGCUCCCCUGGGAAUUUUGCCAAAAAACCGCAUUUUGAAUAUAGCCAAGCUGUUUUCUGGUCAGUCUGGUUUUUAAGAGCUAAAACUUACCACAAAGCUGUUUACAGGUCGUACUGUUUGCGGUCUUCUGAUCCAGAUGCAAAAUAUUGGCUUCUCAAAUAGUUCUUGGGUCUAAAAGUGACACAGUAGUCUUGACUUUUUCUUCUCGCUUUCUUUCCUCCCCUCUUCUUGAUUCUUUUAGUUUUUCUUCUUUUGCCUUUCUUUCCUCUUUUUUUUCCUUUUGCUGGGCAUUUAGUAGGCUUCAUUUUGGGGGGAAACGUUUUUCGGAAGGCUUUUAGGAUCUUAGGAUUAGAUGAAAGGAAAGGUAGGUGGGUAGUGGAACAAGAUUUUCAUGGGAAUUUCCAGCUCAACCUUACAUCGGUUUGGAGUAUAGAAUAUGAUAAUCAUUUUCGGUACUUCCAUCUCAGUUUGAUAUUUAUUCUCUCAAAAAUGCCAUGUUCAUGGUCCAUUCUUAAGUGAAUUAACGACGAAUUUUGCAGGUUUUAUGCCAAGUUAUAAACCUUUAUGAAAAUAUUGGAGUGCCCUCGUUUUACUUCACUCACGUUUAUUACAAAGUUCAGGCCAUGAAUGGGUUGUUUGACUUUUUUUGGUGUUUGUUGUCUUUUUCUCUUGUUUGUUUUUGUCUAUACAGUAACUUAUGUGCACUACAUGCCAAGCGAGUAACUGUUAUGCCCAGAGAUAUGCAGCUUGCCAGACGAAUCCGUGGACGCCAUGAUGGACUUGGAUGAGUGCAACUGGCCUGUGGCUGAUGCUGAAAGUGUUUUUGAGUCCAGAUGUUUAUAUUCUUUUAGUCUUUCAAUUGUUAUAUUUUUAUACUGUAAAUUAUGAAACCCACUAUCUCUUGUCUUCUUAACCUGUGAACCUUCUUAACCACAGCCUUUUAGACCACUUUAAGAGUAUAUUUUUUUGAACUAGUUAAUUAGUUUAUACAGUAGUAACUGUCUAUCUGUUAAAUAUUUGUGGCUGUAACUUCCUGUCUUUACUAUCAGAGGAAACAUUUUGUAUUGCAUUGAUGCUUUUUAUACUUGAACUUGAUGCAUAUUUUUGAUUAAAUAAUCUGCCUUUUUUAGUUUCCUGCUAAUAUGUUGUUGAAUUCAAUUAUUAAUAAAACAUGCGUUCUCUACAUGUACAUUUUGAAAGUAUUGUUGUUGAAAUAAAGUAUUGAAG